Daldinia loculata is the source of this 1632-nucleotide messenger RNA. RefSeq lists its product as uncharacterized. The record is from RefSeq and is a predicted model, not a curated record. The transcript is spliced from 2 exons. Lineage: Eukaryota; Fungi; Ascomycota; Sordariomycetes; Xylariales; Hypoxylaceae. Bases 238 to 1365 code for a protein of 375 amino acids. Gene Ontology annotation, cellular component: nucleus; spliceosomal complex. Gene Ontology annotation, molecular function: nucleic acid binding; zinc ion binding. Gene Ontology annotation, biological process: mitotic DNA replication checkpoint signaling; nuclear DNA replication; mitotic DNA damage checkpoint signaling.
CAAGUGCGGGGCACUUUAGAAGCUUCCUUGUGGCCUUGUGGCUGAACCCUUACACUAUUAGAGCUAAGCCACAAAACGAUCAUCACGACAAUCCCUAAAACUACGCACGCCCUCUAAACCCGAACAACACAUACUCGAAGCUAUUCACAGAUUUCCAGACAGCGGUCUGAGACUUACCAGCCAACUGACUACUCCCCUACGAGACUACUACUCAUAUCGGUAACACCAACGGCCGCAAUGGCAGACGCCCGAGCCCUACUUCGCGCUCACCGCGCCGAGAACCGUAUCAAGCAUCCUCAUGCCGCAUACUCGGAUGCCGGGAAACUAUUAUGCAAGCUAUGCCACGAGCCCGUAAAGACAGAGGCCCUGUGGGAAAGCCAUGUCCGGAGUCCGAACCAUAGGAAAAGAGCACAGAUACUACAGAGCAACCUCACCGAGCAGCCGCAGGCGGUAUCUUCGACUGAUGGGGGUAACGGCAAGCGGAAACUCGACGACGUGGACGAAGGCAUGUCUGAUGCAGACGGCGACGCGGAAGAGGCAAUACGGAAGAAGCGUAGCAAGCCCGACCUGGCCUUAUCCACGAGCACCGGCGGUGAGAAGAGGCAGUCACCUUCGGAGCUAUCGAGGCGGACUUCACAUCCACCCGUGCAAGGUGUCGAGAUCGCGAUACCGUCGCGACCCGCCACGCCAGCAGCCAGUUCCAGCCCCGCGACCUCGACGCCUAAGGGCGCUCCCGUCGGCCGCUCACCGCUCAUCGACUCCGAGACCACAUCUAUAUCUACAUCCACGCCCUCGAACCUCCCUAUCUCGACGCAAUCUCUCUCCGUACCAUCCUCCACAACCACAACCACAAGCACAACCACCGCCCCGCCACAACCCCAACCAUCCAACGGCGCCGUAGACGAAGCCGAAUGGGCUGCCUUCGAAGCCGAACUUGCCGCCGAACCCACACCAACAUCCGGUCCGCAAGGCUACUCCGCCGACGCCACCAUCUCAGCACCCGCAAUGACCGCCGCCCAGAUCGCCGCUAAAUCGCAAGAAGAAGAGAACGAGCGGCGGAAGCACCUCGUAGACGCGCAAAUCGCCGACGAGCGGGAAGACGCGACGCGUGCGCUAGAGGCCGAAUUCGAAGAAAUGGAAGAGCUAGAAGGGCGCGUGCGGCGGCUCAAAGAGCGCCGGGAGCAGCUGCGCAAGGGCAGCGUCGCGAAUCUCCGCAGUGCCGCCGCCGCCGCCGAUGAUGACGUAGUCAUGGCUAAGAGCCCGGCGGACGGCAAGGAGAAUAACGACUCCGGUAUACCCGAAGAAGACGAAGACGAGGAGGAUGACGACGAAGAUGAUGAUUGGGUUGCAUUUCGACUUCGGUAGGAGGGGCACGAAAUUAAGAAUUUGUAUAAGGGAGGGAUGAUGACGAGACAUAAUAAUACUGGACCCGACUUCAGCUUGAUUAAUAGGAAAAGGGGGUACUACUUUGCAUAGGGCCACGACGGCGUUAUUCUGAGCCUUGCCAAUAAAAGGACGGCGCAUAAGGGCUAAAUGAAUUCAAAAAGGUGAGAGCAUCUAGUUGCAUUUAUCUGGGACCCGGCAUUAGAUACAUAAUUGCUUCUUGUAUUGAUGUACAUACAAUAUUAUACG